This is a messenger RNA of Durio zibethinus, 3393 nucleotides long. The record is from RefSeq and is a predicted model, not a curated record. NCBI's taxonomy places the organism in Eukaryota, Viridiplantae, Streptophyta, Magnoliopsida, Malvales, Malvaceae.
GUGAGUAUUUUAAAAGAAAAUUUAAGGUGUGUACAAAGAAGAUUUUGUGAUAUAAUAAGAAUUCAUCAAAGCUCUCUUUCAAUUUUGUUUCAUAUCUCUUUUGUUUUGAUGAAUUAUGAUGUUCUUUUUGGAGAUCUCAGCUUCAACAGACUCAGUGGGGAAAUUCGAAAUCUUUCUGCACUUAAUUUGAAACAAAUGUUUUUAAAUGGAAACAACUUUACUGGAGCAGUCCCUCCAUGGAUAAGGGAAACAACAAAGGAUAUGGAUCUCUCAUAUAACAACUUCACAAGCACAGGUGUUUCAAGCUGCCAACAAAGUGGCCUGAACUUGUUUGCAAGCACUUCAAGGAUCUAUAACUCUGGAAUUGUUUCAUGUUUGGAAAGCCCUAACUGUCCAGCAGAACCUUUGCACUCUAUUUUUAUAAACUGUGGAGGGAGCACAGAAACUUUUAAUGAUACAACGUUUAAUGAUACAAUCUAUGAAGCUGAUGAUGAUGGAGCUGGGCCUUCAACAUAUUUUCGAAGUAAAUUUUUCCCAAGUACUUGGGCAUUUAGCAGCACUGGUAUUUUUUUGGAUGAUGAGAAGAACCCGGACAUCCUUGUUUUGGAAAAUACACAGCUUUCGAGUAGUGGUGGUGAACUCUACAAAAAUGCACGACUUUCACCUAGCUCUUUGACUUACUAUGCAUUCUGUCUGGAUAAUGCAACAUACACCGUAAACCUCCAUUUUGCAGAGAUACAGUUCACUGAUGGUCAAAAUUAUAGCAGUUUAGGGAGGCGGAUAUUUGAUAUUUACAUUCAGGGAAAGCAGGUGCGGAAGGAUUUCAAUAUUAAGGAUGAAGCAGGUGGGGCUGGCAAACCAAUUGUGAAAAAUUUUACUGCAAAUGUGACUGAUGGUACUUUGGAGAUCCGUUUGCAUUGGGCUGGAAAAGGGACAACAUCUAUUCCCGUGAAAGGAGUUUACGGUCCUCUUAUCUCAGCAAUAUCUGUUAUUGAUCCUGAUUAUAGACCUCCAUCAGAAAAUGGAGGUGGUAUCACUGCAGGUGCGGUGGUUGGUAUUGUGGCUGGAGCAGUGGCUGGAACAGUAUUCGCUACUUUCCUGAUUGUGGGCAUCAUUUGGUGGAAUGGCUGUUUAAGACGGAAGAGUACAUUGGAACAAGAUCUAAAAGGUAUAGAAUUACAGACCAGUUCCUUUACCUUAAGGCAAAUACAAGCUGCUACAAACAAUUUUGAUGCUACUAAUAAGAUUGGAGAAGGUGGUUUUGGUCCCGUUUACAAGGGCAUUCUGGCAGAUGGUACAGUAAUUGCUGUUAAGCAGCUAUCAGCUAGAUCAAAGCAAGGAAAUCGUGAGUUUGUGACUGAGAUUGGCAUGAUUUCAGCUCUACAACAUCCUCAUCUAGUAAAGCUGUAUGGAUGUUGCAUUGAAGGAAAUCAAUUGAUGCUUGUAUACGAGUACUUGGAAAACAACAGCCUUGCUCGUGCAUUGUUUGGCCCAGAAGAAUUUCAGUUGAAACUGGACUGGCCAACAAGACGGAAGAUUUGCAUUGGUAUCGCAAGAGGCUUAGCUUAUCUCCAUGAAGAAUCAAGGUUGAAGAUUGUUCAUAGAGACAUUAAGGCAACCAAUGUGUUGCUUGAUAAGAAUCUAAACCCUAAAAUAUCUGACUUUGGUUUGGCCAAGCUGGAUGAAGAGGACAAUACCCACAUUAGCACCCGAAUUGCUGGAACUUAUGGCUAUAUGGCUCCUGAAUAUGCAAUGCACGGUCAUUUAACUGACAAAGCUGAUGUAUAUAGUUUUGGGAUUGUGGCCCUUGAAAUUGUUAGUGGCAAGUGCAACACUAAAACCUGGUCAAAGGAAGAACCUAUCUAUCUCCUUGAUUGGGCUCAUGUUUUGAAGGAGAAAGGGAACAUAUUGGAUUUAGUCGAUCCAAGAAUAGGCUCUGAUUGCAACGUAGACGAGGUGAUGGUGGUGAUCAAUGUAGCUCUCCUAUGCACAAAUCGUACUGCUGCAGCUAGGCCUUCCAUGUCUUCUGUGGUGAGCAUGCUUGAAGGCAGGGCUGCUGUUCAGGAGUUCUUUACUGAUUCAAGUAUUUCUGCAAAUGAGUUGAAUGUUGAUGCUGUGAAAAAGUUGUACCAGAAACUUGAAGAAAAUGAUGCAGAUUACAGCCAGACAAGGAGUAUGUUAGCGGAUGGGCCAUGGACUUCUUCUACAUCUGCUGCUGAUCUCUAUCCAGUCAAUUUGACUUCUGGUUAUUGGCAGAAUAGAGAUUCAACAAAUUAAGAAAAUUGUCUGAUUAACAGUAGGGAAACCUACGAGUCAGACAACGUACAUUUUUCUUGUUUACCUUAAUUCCCCCCACGGUUAGCACUAUUUCUUUCUUUCAAAAUUUGGAUUACCGUAUUUAUGCAGUUGCAAAGGAUAAUAAUUAGUGUGAUUUGAAAAAUAGUACAUUUCAAGAGAAAAUAAAUCAAAACAAUGUCCUUUGACUGAAGUCAUUUUUACUUAAAGCUAAUAACACAAAACUAUGAUUCAUGUCCUUAUUUUGUUUCAAUUUCCAGAUAGGAUAGGCAACAGAACUAGUGUCAGGAGGAACAGGAUUUCUAUACUAGCACAUAGUUGCCAGCAGGUUUCAAUCAAUUCCAGAUUUCAUGGCUGUUACUUCUUCCACACUUACCCUAUGCGGUCUUUUUUUAUGACUCUUUGAUGGAAUAUGCUAAGAAUUCUAUAGCAGUUUUUGGCCAGGGGACGAAUGAUUCCACAUCGGUGAUAUAUUAGUAAUCAGCAUUCACUAACAACCAUUGCUGUUCUUUUCACUGGAACCAUUGUCACAUCUGGUGCACUUGUGCACAACACUGUUAUCUUGUUAGACAUUACUUCAUUUUUCGUUUUCGUCUCUAGGAAAUUUCUUGAAGUUUCAACCACCCUGUAACAACUUGAAGAAAACAACAGAGGAUGAUUAGUGUGAGAGCAUAAUAACAUCUCCUGGUAUUUGAGUCACCAUUGUUCCGGGCCACAAGGCAUAGAGCUUAUCCAUUUCUUAGCUAUGCUUACUAACCCCUUAUAGAAUUUGAAUAAGGUUUGUUCAGUUCAUUCAUAGCGUGUCAAUCACAUCUCCAACUUCAGAGAAUUAAGAGACAAUUCAUUUCGUUUUUAAGAAUUUUUUUUUCCUUUCCACAAACAUGAAAAAUGCAACAGCAGCCGCUGCAGCAUGAAUUCAUAUAAAAUUGUUGUCAGUCAGUCCAUCUAUGUCAAUCCUUUUCAAGAAAUCAUUGUCAAUGACAUUUCAUGAAUUUGUUAUUGCAUGGAAACCAAACAAAAGAGGCUAUAAAGGGGGUUCAUUACAGCUGUUGCUUCCAUGAAAUAAGUAAUCCAAAGACAUUUCAAAUUUCUACUUUA